Sycon ciliatum is the source of this 4985-nucleotide messenger RNA. RefSeq lists its product as uncharacterized. Gene Ontology annotation, cellular component: signaling receptor complex; plasma membrane. The transcript is spliced from 21 exons. Bases 498 to 4316 code for a protein of 1272 amino acids. Gene Ontology annotation, biological process: protein phosphorylation; multicellular organism development; cell surface receptor protein tyrosine kinase signaling pathway. The record is from RefSeq and is a predicted model, not a curated record. Gene Ontology annotation, molecular function: transmembrane receptor protein tyrosine kinase activity; ATP binding. NCBI's taxonomy places the organism in Eukaryota, Metazoa, Porifera, Calcarea, Leucosolenida, Sycettidae.
GUAGUAGCAGGCUAGGCUGGUGAGCAUUUCUGGAACAUCCCUUUGGUCGACUGUAUCAAACCUAUUAUUAUUCAGCCACUUCCUGCCUCCGAGUGUGCUUCAAUUCCAAGAUAGUUUGGAAACUAUGCCAGCGAGAGGGUGAUAGCGCCUGCUGCUUAGCUGUUGCUGGCCAUCAGGAAGGACAUUUGAUAGAAUAAAUUUGGGUCUUGACUCUGGCGAGAAAACGAAGAACAACUCCGAAGCGUGGAGAGUGUCUAGGGUUCAUUCAAUGCCCCCCAGCUCAGCGCGGCGACUAAAUUCCCGGCAAGCUCUGCUACUCGCUGCCGCUGCCACAUGCAGUAUUAUUUUAGUGCUAGUUGCAGCCGAAUAAGAAGACACUGGCGCAUGUAAGGAGAUCCCACGUUGACCUACUAUUUAUGCUGGGCCACUUGUGGAGCUUUUGAGAGUUUUGGAGAGUUGUCAAGCUGUUCUAUUGUCAGCAAAAGCGGCCUUGGAAAAUGGCAAUCCGGCCAUCUGCAGCUCUUGUAGUACUUCUUAGUGUUGCCUGGAAUGCUGCUCAUCAAGCGCUCGGUCAAGGCUGCAACAUUCCUCCCACAGUUGACUUUGAGAAUUGCCUGUGGUCCAGGAAUCUGGCAAAAAGCUCAGGGUACGAUUGGCAGACGUCGGCCUCGCCGGUAAGAGUCGGUCAUUUGACAACGUGGGUGAGGCAGCAAGCGGCCCUCAUCGUGAAUGAUCUCGCAGGCGAUUCGGAUCCACAUGACCACACUCUGGGAAAUGAAAUCGGUUUCUACUUUGCCGCUACAAGGUUCGGUGAUCCUGCCAUUGGCAGCAACAUUUCGGUGCUCUUGCAGUCGCCCGAGUACACCAUUGACCAAACAAACGCUUGCAGUGUGUCCUUCCACUACCAGCUCAAGACGCGCUUUGCUGCAGAUGCGCUUGUGGUCCACUUCAUCAGUAGUGAUGGCACAAGACAUACGGCGGCAACCAUUACCACCGACACCCCCAGUAUGUGGGUAAUGAGGAGCGUACCUGUACCCGCAGGUCUGACUAAGUUCAAGCUACUGUUCCAGUCCCAUCUAGUCCCUAACGACAGUGUUGGAUUUGCUACAGUGGAUGAUAUCCGGUUCUCCUCAUCAUGUUGUCAAGCGUACACCCCGUUGAAGGCCGACUUUGAAUGCGGCUUGCAAGGCUAUAUGAUCAACCAGGGUAACUCUACCAUGGGCCGCUGGAACUACUCCUUAGCCGGUACGUCAAGAAGCUCAAGUAGACCAGCGGAGGACAAUACCCUGGAGAACAUUCAACCCGGGCAUUUCCUCAACGUUGACAGUGUGGUGAAUAAGGGUAAGACGACGUUCUUCACCUCGCCCGUGCUGCGGCCAACAUCUAAAUGCCAGAUGACACUGUGGUAUCAAGUUGGUGCGAAUGUGCUGACAGUGUGGCUUGAGAGGGUCAAUGGUCCUGGCCGACAGUUGCUAUGGAACAGCACUUCAUUGCCAGCUGCACAGACCUGGACGAAGCUCGUCCUGCCUGUGAAUUCCAUGUCAGAGUUCAGGAUUGUCUACAUGGCUGACAUUGCCGUGCGCUUGUCCCCUGUUGAUGUAGCUAUUGAUGACAUCUCCUUUGACAACACAUGCUGGAAUCCAUCAAGACUACCAGCAGGGAGUGACUACGGCCUUCCAGCAGCGUGUGACUGGAUCGGCCACGACACAAGAACACAGCUCAAUGUCAACGAACGCAAUAAGGUUGUCUUGGCAAGCGGCAUGAGAUUCCCUUGCAAUGGAACAGUGUCAGAAUGGGUUGCGUACGUUAGUAGCCCGGCCAUUUAUACACUGUCCAUCGUACGGGUGAUGCGUAACGUAGCGCCAGACAGUGCACUCUAUGUUUCCAUCAGGGACUCCGUCGUUCUCUUGUUUGACGCGCCUGGGGAAUCGGUGGGACGAAUACCUGAUGGAAUGGCAGCCAAAAACCUUUCCUUCAACGAAGGUGACACAUUCCUCUUUGAAAAGAGCAGCCUGACCUCAGCCCUCGGCAGAAUCAGACUCAGUGAUGGUGAAGGAGGCUUCUGUGCUGAACCUACGAAGACUCUAUCAGAUUUGAAAGCCAUCUAUCCUCCGACAUCAUCAAACGCCUACAAGUUUGAGAGUUCUAGGUGCAGCUCCCCAGUGGAGUAUGCCAUUCGAGUGACCUUCACCUCAGGCAGAGGAGAAACGAUAACCAUGCCAGCGUCUAGUAGUGCAGCGCCCAACACAACCGCAGCUCCAACUCGCGUAGCUCCCACCACCUCAUCCAGGACACCUAGCUCAUCUAGUGCACAACCUCCAUUGGUUGUCAUCAGCUCACAAGCAACAACUCAAGCCACAUCAAGUAAUGCCGACACCAGCACUGCAUCGCCGGCAACUGUAGCGGGGGAUACGGGCAUUACUGAGAACCGUAGCUCUACCAACAUUAUACCGUAUGCGGUGGCUGGGGGCGCCAUCGGCGUUCUUUUCAUUGUGUUGGCCAUACUAGCCAUGUACACCUUGGUAAAACGCCGUCGUAGUCUGCGCAAGGCAAGCAUCGUUCAAACAGUUCUACCAUUUCCAGAUGAUGUUGAUACGAGGGAUAGCACCGUCCGGCAGGUGGUCAACCAGUCUUAUGAACAGGAGUUUUCACUGGAGCCGCAGACAGUCAUGUGCACCGCUAGCGAUUCUUAUCUGGUAGGCAGCAAGGAUGCCUCUCCAGCUACAAAGAAAUCUUUGUCCAAUGGAAGGCCGAAGAACGGGCAUGUGAUGAUGUACAAUGGACAUAGCGGCGGCAACGGUAGCCUGCCGUAUGCCAAGCACACGGCGGAGCGAGUGCAGUCGAACAGCACCGACACAACCAUGAUCAGUGACCGGAGCACACCGUCGGAUACCUCCUCACCGCAGCGAGCUGACGGCGACAACAUCCUGCCAGGUGCUCUGCAUCUGUCGAUGGUGGCAGCCAACACUCCCACCUUGCAGAGCAAGCCGCCUAUCCCAGGUGAUGACAUGCGGAACGCCCAGCAGCGAAAUGGUACUUUGGACACGCCUGCAAGCCAGGGCCGAGUUCACAUCUAUCAGGUUGUAGGACAGAGUUCGCAGGAUGGCACACCCGCUGAAGAGCGUACCAUAGCUGUGGAAGUAGCGCGCAACUCGCCGUCCCCAAUCAGGCUACCUGCACCGACGACGGCUUACACAGAACCAGUGGAUGAAUUGGAGCAAGGCCCAGGCGGCACACUUAGCAGCGAGUUCCGGUCCAGCUUUCGCUAUAGCGAGCCACCGAGCAACAUCCGAGAUAUGUAUGCACAUCUGAACAGCCGCAGCUAUCAGCGCCUGCAACGCGCUCAGGUGGAACUACAGACCGAAGUGGGCAAAGGGGAGUUUGGCAUUGUGUACGCUGGAGUGUGGCAUCGGCAAGCUGCUGAUCACCAUGUGGCGGUGAAGAUUCUUCAAGGCGAGUCAUGUGAAAAGGAGCGUGUUCGCUUUCUACGAGAAGCUGCCAUCAUGGGCCAGUUCAGUCACCGAAACAUCGUCAAGUUGAUUGGAGUUGUUGCAGAGAGUGACCCGCUGUACAUAGUACUUGAACUGAUGCAGGACAAUUUGAAGAAUUACUUGCGAUCUCUUCGACCAGGAAUGCCGUCUUGUGAUGAAUACGCCGGUGAAAAUCUUCCUCAGCAUCUGCUCAGCAUGUGCAAGGACGUAGCAUCAGGAAUGGCCUACCUCGACCAUAAGGGAUUCAUCCAUCGAGAUCUCGCCGCUAGGAAUAUCAUGAUCGAUCCUGACCGAGUAUGCAAGGUUGGUGAUUUUGGACUUGCACGUGAUCUUGAUGGUGGUAAUAACUCCUACUACGUGUCUCAAGGAGGCAGGGUACCAAUCAAAUGGACAGCACCAGAGGCGAUCUUCUUCCGCAAGUACUCGAGUGCCAGCGACGUCUGGAGCUACGGCAUCCUCCUGUACGAGAUCUGGUCGCUGGCUGCCGAGCCGUACGCCUGGUGGGAUAACAAGGAGACUUUCGAGAAAGUGAAGAACGGUUACAGGCUGUCACCACCAGCUGGCUGUCCGCUGAACAUGUAUGAGAUGAUGAUCCAGUGCUGGCACCCGGACCCGCAUCAACGGCCAGCGUUCCAGGGCAUCUUACGCUGCCUGGACCUAACGGAUCAAGACCACCUCUUACUAAUCUCCAGUGGUCUACUCUCCAAUGUACUGGGCAGCGGUAGUGCUGACCUGGCCGAGAAGCCAUCACACUAUCGCACGCUACAGCAGCGCUUCGCUGACCAGCCGGUGCCAGAAGAGCCUGACCAGAUAACUGCCGUAUGAUUGAAAAAAAACCGUGCUCGUUGUCCGGACCUUGACUUUCUGAUGCUUGAGCCAUGCUAUUUCUAUUUCCUACUUGUGCCCUUUCAUGUUGUCUCAGAACUAGUCUUGAGUUGUUGAGUGAUAUAAUGAUAUUUGUAUACGAGUUGUACUAGGUGUAUGCUCAUAUUCGUAAGUACAGUGUCGGAUUCAACCAUACAUGCAUUGUAAAGAAAAGAAAAUGGCGUAAAUAUAAUGGUAUUUGCCAACAGAAGUAUCUUGAGAUCUGCUACCCCUUGCCUUAGCACACCUCUUCAUGGAUAGUUUUGGUCAAGUUCCUUUUUUUUUAAAUGGCACAGAGCAGGCAGCGUAUCAUCUCCUAAGAAGGCUAAACAUUGAAUCAGUCCUUGCCACCCCUAGUUCCUGUCCUGUUCAGAAAAAACCUAGAUGAUAAAAAACGCUGCUGAGCAGCUUUCUUGGCCUUUCAGAGUUUUCAUUGUUUUUUCUUGCUAUGACUUUCUUCCCAUGCAGACAAUUGUUUUAAAUAAUUGUUAUUCUUCUAAUAAUUUUAUGGUUUUAAUUAAAAUUUACUUCCAAAUACUUCCAAGUUUCCCGAGCUCUCAUUACUCGAAACGGAUGACGAGUGUCACUGGCAGAUAUGAAGUUAUGAAUGCAGUGGCAGAGUGACAUUCA